Messenger RNA from Babjeviella inositovora NRRL Y-12698, 2367 nucleotides. RefSeq names its product acetate--CoA ligase (gene ACS2). Lineage: Eukaryota; Fungi; Ascomycota; Pichiomycetes; Serinales. Bases 276 to 2273 code for a protein of 665 amino acids. The transcript has a single exon. The record is from RefSeq and is a predicted model, not a curated record. Gene Ontology annotation, cellular component: cytosol. Gene Ontology annotation, molecular function: acetyl-CoA synthetase activity; AMP binding.
GAAGAAAAAAAAGUACCUUGAGGAAUUGACUUUAUUUUACAGAAACGUACGUAUUUAUUAAUCUGACUGGCAAGUACCAGACAAUAUGCACCAUUUUGUUGAAUUUUUCACGCAGCCCGCCGCACGAUGGUGCAUGGGCAAUUUUCCGGGCCCCGGUGGGCCAUGGAAAAUUCCAAAAACAGCCUUCGUCGUUCCCAGCUAUACGAUACUAACGUAUAUUAGACACCAGUACCCUUUAUUCUACCACAUAUACAUUCCUCUUCACCAAUCCCAGCAUGUCCACCCAUACUGUUGUGCACGAGGCCAACGGCAUUACUGCCGUGCCUACCCCAGAGGAAUUCUUCACCAAACAGCCAAACACCGGGUUCCUUCGCGACCUCGACCACUACCACGAGAUGUACGCACAGUCCAUCUCUGAUCCAGCGGGCUUUUUCGGUCCGUUGGCCAAGGAGUACCUCCAUUGGGACAAGGACUUUUCCCAGGUAAAGUCUGGAUCCAUGGCCGAAGGAGACAUCUCCUGGUUCCUUGGCGGUGAGUUGAACGCGUCGUACAACUGUGUGGAUCGCCACGCGUUCGCCAAUCCAGACAAGACCGCAUUGAUCUACGAGGCGGAUGAAGAAAAAGACAACAAGAUCCUCACCUUCGGCCAAUUGUUGAAGCAGGUCUCCGAGGUUGCUGGUGUGUUGAACAAGUGGGGCAUUAAGAAGGGUGACACCGUUGCCAUCUACAUGCCAAUGAUUCCAGAAACCAUUGUGGCUAUGCUUGCGGUUGCCAGAAUCGGCGCUAUCCACUCCGUGGUGUUUGCUGGUUUUUCAUCCGGUUCCUUGCGUGACAGAGUGGUUGACGCCCAAUGCAAGGCCGUCAUCACCUGCAACGAAGGCAGAAGAGGUGGUAAGUCUGUCCAGUUGAAGAAGAUUGUCGACGAGGGCUUGAAGCAAUCUCCCUCCGUGGAGAAGGUUCUUGUGUUCCAGAGAACCCAGGGCGAGAUCAACAUGGAGGAAGGCAGAGACUUCUGGUGGCACGAGGAGACCAAGAACCAGCGCGGUUACUUCCCGCCGGUUCCGGUCUCUGCUGAAGACCCAUUGUUCUUGUUGUACACUUCCGGUUCUACUGGUACGCCAAAGGGUGUGGUCCACACCACUGGUGGGUACUUGUUGGGUGCCGCCUUGACCACCAAAUAUGUCUUUGACGUCCACCCAGAGGAUGUUUUAUUCACUGCCGGUGAUGUCGGUUGGAUUACAGGCCACACGUACUCGCUCUACGGCCCAUUGGCCCUUGGGACCACUACCAUCAUUUUCGAGGGUACCCCAGCCUUCCCAGACUACGGCCGCUACUGGUCGAUCGUUCAGCGCCAUAGGGCCACCCACUUCUACGUCGCGCCAACCGCCUUGCGUCUCUUGAAGAAGGCCGGUGAACAGGAGAUUGCCAAGUACGACAUCUCCUCUCUCAGAACCCUCGGCUCCGUCGGUGAGCCAAUCUCCCCAGACGUCUGGGCCUGGUACAACGAGAAGAUUGGCUACGGCAAGUGUCAUAUCGCAGACACCUACUGGCAGACCGAGUCGGGAUCGCACUUUAUCGCGCCGCUCGCCGGGAUUACCCCAAACAAGCCUGGCUCCGCCUCCUUGCCGUUCUUCGGGAUCGACGCCUGCUUGAUUGACCCGGUCUCCGGGGAAGAGCUCAAGGGUAACGACGUCGAGGGCGUCUUGGCAGUCAAGUCUGCGUGGCCAUCCAUGGCCCGUACCGUCUGGAACAACCACACUAAGUAUAUGGACACUUAUCUUAACCCAUACCCGGGCUACUACUUCACCGGUGACGGUGCUGCCCGUGACCACGAUGGUUAUUAUUGGAUCAGAGGAAGAGUCGAUGACGUUGUCAAUGUGUCUGGCCACAGAUUGUCCACUGCUGAGAUCGAAACUGCCUUGCUUGGACACCAGGGCGUUGCCGAAGCCGCUGUGGUUGGUAUCAAUGACGAUUUGACGGGACAGGCUGUUGUUGCCUUUGUUGCCUUGAAGGCCGAGGGCGGUGAUCUUGAUGUCUUGAGACGCGAGUUAGUGUUGCAGGUUAGAGGCGAGAUCGGGCCAUUUGCCGCGCCAAAGGGUGUUGUUAUUGUCGCCGACUUGCCGAAGACCAGAUCUGGUAAAAUCAUGAGAAGAGUUUUGAGAAAGGUUUGUGCCGGCGAAGCUGACUCCUUAGGUGAUAUGUCCACCUUGGCCAACCCGCAGAGUGUGGAUGGCAUUAUCGCUGCCGUUACGGAGCAGUUUAUCAAGAAAUAAGCGAUGUGUCAAAACAAGGAACUGCAACGGAGCAGUUUGUGAAGUCAACAGACUUGUAUAGGUUAAUAGAUAUUUAUUGUAAUGCUGCUAUAGA